Messenger RNA from Aquila chrysaetos chrysaetos, 761 nucleotides. It is a transcript of the gene TRPT1, whose product is annotated as tRNA phosphotransferase 1. The transcript is spliced from 6 exons. Bases 37 to 744 code for a protein of 235 amino acids. The record is from RefSeq and is a predicted model, not a curated record. Gene Ontology annotation, biological process: tRNA splicing, via endonucleolytic cleavage and ligation. Gene Ontology annotation, molecular function: tRNA 2'-phosphotransferase activity. Lineage: Eukaryota; Metazoa; Chordata; Aves; Accipitriformes; Accipitridae.
GUGCCGGGGGGACCCCAAGGUGGGGGGGGACACGACAUGCAGGCGUACGGCCCCCCCCCGCCGCCGCAGGACCCGUCCGUGGGGCUGUCGAAGGCGCUGAGCUACGUCCUACGCCAUGGGGCCGCGGCCGUGGGGCUGCCCAUGGGGCCGGAUGGCUUUGCCGAGGUGGGGCCCUGCUGCGGCUUGCCGCGCUUCGCGGGGGUCUCGGAGGAGGAUUUGCGGCGGCUGGUGGCCGCGGACCCCAAGGGACGCUUCGCCCUGCGCCCCAACCCCCUGCGCAUCCGUGCCAACCAGGGGCACUCCCUGCAGGUGCCGGCGCUGGAGCUGACGCCCCUGCGGACCCCCGAGGCGUUGCCCCCCACCCUGGCCCACGGCACCCGCCGCCGCCUCUGGCCCCCCAUCCGUGCCGGGGGGCUGGCACCCAUGGGGCGCACCCACAUCCACCUGGCACCCGGCCUCCCCGGGGACCCCGGUGUGCGCAGCGGGAUGAGGCUGGAUUCGGAGAUCGCCAUCAUCAUCGACGGCCCCCGGGCACUGGCGGAGGGGAUCCCCUUUUUUCCGCUCAGCCAACGGGGUGAUCCUGACGCCGGGGGACGCCGGGGGGCGACUCCCCCCAAAAUAUUUCCUCUACGUCCUGCAGCUGCGGCCACACCGGUGUCUGCUGCCACUGGAGGGGCCCUUGCACGAGGACGGGGGGUGAGAGGCCCUCGCACGAGGACCCUGGUGCCCAGCAGAAGCCAUUAAACCAUUCACCGCCGUGA